Apis laboriosa (Himalayan honeybee) is the source of this 2687-nucleotide messenger RNA. RefSeq names its product probable tubulin polyglutamylase TTLL2. Gene Ontology annotation, molecular function: tubulin-glutamic acid ligase activity; tubulin binding. The transcript is spliced from 10 exons. The record is from RefSeq and is a predicted model, not a curated record. Gene Ontology annotation, biological process: protein polyglutamylation; microtubule cytoskeleton organization. NCBI's taxonomy places the organism in Eukaryota, Metazoa, Arthropoda, Insecta, Hymenoptera, Apidae. Gene Ontology annotation, cellular component: cilium. The coding region runs from base 1123 to 2583 and encodes 486 amino acids.
UCGAAUUAUUCGUGUCGUAAAUAGUGAUUAGACUUGUAAAAGGAAAGAUACCGUGUAAAAUUAUUAAAGACACAAAAUUAUGAAGACCCGAUCAUAAACCAUUUCGUCUUUAACCAGGAAGAAGUUGUCCGUAAGGGACGUUUCAUCGAUUUGUCAUUAAAGUAACCUUGCGGUACCUCCUAUUUACGAAGCUAGACACGCGAAACAUUUUUCUGGUUAAUCUUUUUACAAUUGAUAUAUUAUAAUCGUGCACUUCAAUGAAUGUAUUUCUAAUAAUACAAUCACGAAUGUAAAUUGCAAAGAAUAUCACUCGAGUGUUUUUUUCUAUAAUUCGACAAACAUUGAGUACAGAGAAAAUUUGUUCACGUGUAAUAAUCUUUAAACAGACAUCUAAAUCUAAUUCUUUUGGAAGUUCGUGGUCCAUGAAACUUCCGGUGUCCUUGUGUCCAGCAAAAGCUGAUAAAAGCUAGGAAGCAACGUGAAAGGCGGCAUACGAGCAACCUGCGCAUCUGCGACCGGGUCAAAGCGAUUGCGUAGAUUGAAACGUGGCGGUGCACCAGUGAGAAUCGAGAAUCCGGCUCGCUUGCAUGCGGAUCUAUCUCAAAAUAUUUAAAUAUUAAACAUUAAUUAUCAAUAGAAAUGGCAUUUUGAAAACUUAAUUCGUUGUAAUUGUUGAAAAGCCGCUUUUUCGAAUGAAAAAGAUAACAAAAAAUUAUGAAAAAUGUACCUGAAUACGAUUUUCAAAUUAUCAAGAAGUAUUUGUAUACAUGUUAUACAUAUUAAUGUUUUGUGAAUGAAAAGUGUAAAAUAUGACAAGAUAUCUCAUCAAAUUUGGAAAUUUUUAAGUAAAAAUAUAAACUUUAUAUUUCUUUUUUUUGUUUUACACAAAGAAAUAACCAAAGAAAUAAAAUUUUCUUUAUUAUUGUGAAAAGGAAGACUGGUUGUACUGUGAUAUCAUAAUUAUUAUCUUCGCGCGAUCUUCCAAAAUAUAAUGUUUCGUUAUGGCAGUGAAAUACUUGGAUGGUCCUUUUGUGUUCAGACUCAACGACAAUGGUAUAGGACCACAUCUUCUUACACAGGUUUGUACGGAACGUGGUUGGAGAGAAUAUACUGGCGAAAAUAAUGUAUUCAAAGAUCGAUGGAAUUUAUGGUGGCGAUCCGGCGGUUUCCCUUUACCCCAUUAUAAGCUAUUACUUCCGUGGCAGAAUUCCAAAAGGAAGUUCAAUCUGUAGAAAAGACAAUCUUAUCCGUCAUCUUAGAUGCAUGAAGAAAAUGCACGGUUCGAUCUAUGAUUUCAGUCCUAUAGGAUAUAAUUUGCCAUCGGAAUAUACUAAAUUAGCGGAAGAAUGGAGUCGUUGCGAGCAUGAUAGAGUUUGGAUCUGUAAACCAGUUGGUCAGAGUCAAGGCAAAGGAAUUUUUUUAUUUCGUAAAUUAAGUGAUCUUACAUAUGAUAAUGCAGCAAUAGUCCAAAGAUAUAUUGAAAAUCCUCUUCUAAUCGGGGGCUACAAAUUCGAUUUACGAUUGUACGUGUGCGUACCUUCUUAUCGACCUCUAACGAUAUAUUUGUACAAAGAAGGAUUGGCACGAUUUGCUACGGAAAAAUUUUCAUUAGAACAUAUAAAUGAUUCUUUCCGACAUCUUACUAACUUUUCCUUGAAUAAAUUGGGCCCAGGAUAUUCUGAGAAAAAAGAACGCAUCGGUUCUGGUUGUAAAUGGACUUUUAGACAAUUAAGAAGAUAUUUUGAACAAGCUGGAUAUUACGAUUGGUUUCUUUGGCAGAGGAUAGCUUGUUUAGUUAGUUUAACAAUACUAAGUCAAGCCGCGAGCAUACCAAAAUCUUCCAAUUGUUUUGAAUUCUUUGGAUUUGAUGUAUUAAUUGAUAAAAAUUUAAAACCAUGGUUAUUAGAGGUGAAUCUUAGCCCAGGUUUAAGUAAUGAUUGCGAAAUUGAUUCUGAAGUAAAGAAACCUUUGCUGCAUGAUUUAUUCGAUUUAUUAGGUCUUCCAGUAUGCAAUACUGGACUUUCCCUUUUUACAAUAUGGUCAACAAUUGAUGAUGAGGUUGAAAUGUCUUCCAAGUAUUGUACAAAUCGAACAAUGAAAAAAAAAUCGAAAACUUAUCGGGAAACUGAUGGUUUUUUAAACAUAUGUACGGAACUUCGGCCUACUCUCAAACAUUCAACCAUCAACAAUUCUUCAAAUUUGUGGUCUCUUUACACUCCCUUAUUAGUGGAUAAAUACAUUCCACGCGGUUUUCAGGGUAAUAACCCACAAAACAACGAUAAAACAUCAAUAUGGGAUAAUGGUAAAGAUUGGAGUAAACCAUGUACAAGUGAAGGAGGAUGGGUCCGCAUUUAUCCAUUGAUAUCGAUAAAACCUAAAUAUGCUAUUGAUUAUGUAUCUUUAUCAGAAACUACAAGAAAGAUAGAAAAAGAAAUUAGAAAUACAGUUAUUUCUAUACAAAAAUAUUUGAAAGCUGCCAAAGAAGUGCACAAGAAAAAUGAAAAAUAUAGAGAUGAACAAUAUAAUGCUAUGUUACGAAAAAUGUUAGAACUUAAUACUGAAAUUUGGCUGCCAUCAAAGUGAACAAAUAUUCUCUAUAUUUUAUUCAUCUUUUAAGUAAAUUUCAGCACAAUGCUUUGACCAAUUAAAUUUUAUAAUACUACAUUUAAGACACAUUUUUAACACGU